This is a messenger RNA of Andrographis paniculata, 1636 nucleotides long. RefSeq names its product protein root UVB sensitive 3. The transcript is spliced from 14 exons. Bases 35 to 1372 code for a protein of 445 amino acids. Lineage: Eukaryota; Viridiplantae; Streptophyta; Magnoliopsida; Lamiales; Acanthaceae. The record is from RefSeq and is a predicted model, not a curated record.
GAAUUAGCUGUCUGUCAAGUGUCAACUGAAAAAAAUGUCAGAAGAGACAAUGGAAGGAGAGAGCAGUAAGGAGCGGCUACGCCGAUCAAGAACUGCCGUGAUCGAAGAAUGGAACGGAACUGAUUCCUCGAAGCUUACGAAGACAGCCACAAUCACAGUUUCCAGCGACUCUGUUACGAAAUCUGCACGCCGUUUCAAUCAGUUUUCUCGGAGAAUCCUCGACGCCUUUAUUCCCGAGGGAUUUCCCAGCAGUGUUACACCUGACUACGUUCCUUUUCAGAUAUGGGAUUCAUUGCAGGGUCUGUCAACUUAUAUGAGAAUGAUGCUUUCUACCCAGGCUCUUCUAAGUGCUAUUGGGGUUGGCGAGAAGUCUGCUACCGUUCUUGGGGCUACAUUUCAGUGGUUUCUGAGGGAUUUAACUGGAAUGCUUGGAGGCAUCUUAUUUACGUUUUACCAGGGUGCAAACCUAGAUAGCAAUGCCAAAAUGUGGCGUCUGGUUGCGGAUCUCAUGAAUGACCUUGGUAUGUUGAUGGACCUUCUUUCCCCUUUGUUUCCAUCAGCAUUUGUGAUUAUUGUAUGCGCAGGGAGCAUAUCCAGAUCAUUUACUGGUGUUGCCAGUGGUGCCACAAGAGCAGCUUUAACGCAGCAUUUUGCAUUACAGAAUAAUGCAGCAGAUAUAUCUGCUAAGGAAGGAAGCCAAGAGACAGUUGCAACAAUGAUGGGGAUGGCUUUGGGAAUGCUCCUUGCACGCAUUACCAUGGGACAUUCAUUGAUCAUUUGGUUUUGUUUUCUGUCUCUCACCGUCUUUCAUAUGUAUGCUAAUUACAAGGCUGUUUGUUGCCUUUCACUAAAUACAUUAAAUUUCGAAAGAAGCUCAAUUCUAUUGACACACUAUAUGGAGACUGGUCAAGUUCUUUCUCCCAAACUGGUCUCUGGGAUGGAGCAUGUUCUACCUCAGUGGAUGAGUUUAUGGGCAAGAAAUAGUGAUGGAUAUUUGCACCAUAGAAUAUUCUUAGGUGCCCGGAUUUCUUCACUUGAUAAUAACCAAGUGAUGGAGCUUACAUCUCUUGCCACCUCUUAUUACAACAAAGGAAAGUAUCUCUUGCUGCAAAGAAAGAGUUCAGUCAUCGUUAUCAUCCAUAAAGAUUCCACAUCUAGAGAUAUCUUGCAGGCUUACAUUCAUGCCCUUACUUUUGCAAAAUUUGAUGAUAAUAAAGAUACUUCUCUGCAUCUUCAGAGUCAGUCAUGGAUGGCAACAAAUUAUGACACAUUCGUUCUCAAGCUUCAGUCAUCAGGGUGGAGGACAGAACGGCUCUCGUCACCUUCUAUUGCAUGGAAAGCAUAUUGGUUUACAGAUGAAAAGCUUGACUAGCAUACACGGAGCCCAGUUAUUGUUUCUGACCUCUCUUAGUGAUCCUUAAUUAAAUGAUUUUAUUGUAACUUAUAUUUAUCUUCUAAAACCAAAGAAACCGACUUCCUGAAGAAUUAUCCUCAGUUUGAAGAGGUAUGAAGUUUUAUUUCAUAUUUAAGUGGUGUACUAAUGUGGUUGCUUGGCAUUCUGCUCAUCCUCGCUGCAAGAUAAAUUUGUACAAUCCACAGCUCAAUGUUCUUAAUAUAUCUGGAUCUUCAUUUAUUA